Molecule: messenger RNA, 2464 nt
Organism: Vitrella brassicaformis
Lineage: Eukaryota; Vitrellaceae
Source: the annotation of a GenBank genome assembly
GGGGAAGAAAGCAAAGGUUUGCUGCCACGAUGGGUCCGCCACUGGUACAGGUUGCGCCAAUGAUUGAUGUCACGUAAGAACAGACACGACGAAACACAGACUCGUUUGCCUGCACAUGAGGGUGUGUGUGUGUGUCCUUCCUUGCCGUGCCUUCGCAGCGAUGUUCACUUCCGGAAGUUCAUGAGCCUCUUCUCCCGCCGCAGCCAACUGUGGACAGGUAGAUAGAGCAACCUCCGCUGACAGACAGACACGACAGGGGACACACAGUGACAUUUGGGUCCCUCUUUGCGCUUCAUGCCGACAGAGAUGGUCGUGGAGAAUGCUGUCCGCUACAACCUGCAUGGCCCGACCGUGCGGGACGCAAUCGGUAAGCAAACGCCGCACACAGAAGGGAACAAACAAACAGCACACGGCAAAACUAAGCUUGUACGGUGUGACUCCACAGCUCUGGCAGACAUCGAGAACCCCUCCGUGUGCCAGCUAGGCGGCAGCGACCCCGCUGCCUUGGCCGACGCCGCGUCAAUGGUCGUGCGUGAGUGGGGCUAUCGUGAGAUCAACCUCAAUGUGGGCUGCCCCAGCGACCGUGUGGCUGGCCAGGGGUGCUUCGGCGCCGCCCUCAUGAAGGAGCCAGAACUGGUGCGGGACAUCGUAAGCACCAUCAGCAGACAGGUGAGGGAGGGGGCGAGCGGGGAGGGGGUGUAGGUGGCUAUACCGUGGCUAUGUGUGCUGUCUGUGUUGCUCAGGUGGGCCCUGAGGUGACUGUGACGGUCAAGACCCGGCUGGGCGUGGAUGAGUUCGAAUCGUACGACUUCGCCAAGGGCUUUGUACAGGUAGGUCAGCAGACGCCACGCCCUCCCGGUGCCAUGCCGUGUCAAAGCUUUGUGUGUCCACGUUUGUGUCAAUGUGUGUGUGUUGCCGACAGACGGUGUCCGAGGGCGGUUGUCGUCACUUUAUCAUCCAUGCCCGCAAGGCGUGGCUCAGCGGCCUCGACCCACACCAGAACCGGACCAUUCCGCCACUGCACUACGACAGGGUGUAUCGCUUGGCCCGCGACUUUCCUCACAUUGACUUCACUCUCAACGGAGGCAUCACCUCACUCGACAUGGUAUGGUCGGUCCGUUGGCCGGCCACACAUGCACUGCACGCCCCACCAACACGCACACAGCGUCUUGUUCUCCCUCUGGCUGGCCAUUUCUAGGCUGAGGACGCCCUGCACGGCCGGUGGCGGAGCGCCACUCCCCCGCCGGAUGAAGAGGAGAUGCUGAUGCAGGAGCUGCACAAGAUGCGGGGGCCGCGGCCGCUGCGGGGCGUCAUGAUGGGGCGGGCGCCGCUCAACAACCCCUGUGUCAUGGCAGAUGUCGAUCGCCGCUUCUAUGGCGAGCUCAACCCACCCACCACCAAGUCACGCAGAGUGCUGCUCGAGGCAAGCUGACAGCACACACCCACCACAGACAGACAGACAGACAGACAGACCGACAGACACAGAGACGCAUAUUGCCUUCGUGUGCAGGCGUAUCUUGAUUGGGUCGAUCGCGAGUACCCCGAGUGUCUGGGUGUGUAUGGCCUUCACUGGAGGGUCAUCAAACCAAUUAUCGGUCGGUCAAUCACACACCGCCCACAAAACCAUUAUGUGUCUCAUCACAUCCGUCCGUCGUGCAUCUUUCUCCCUGCCAGGCAUCUUUGCUGGCCAGUCGGGCCACAGGACCUUCCGCUACCACAUCGACGUCAUAUCUCGCGGCGAGAGCGACCGCCUCAGCGCCUCAGAGAUCAUCCGCAAGGCCAUGGACAUUGUCGACGACCACUCGCCCCAUGUCCUGGACCAGCCCAUAGUCGACCCUGGGGCCCCCGCCCUCCCCCUCCCCCUACGCCCAACCAAUGGCAAGAACCGCGCCGCCCAGGCGGACGAAUGGGAGAUCGACGAGGUGGCGGCCAUCCUUGCCAAGGGGCCGAUGAAGAUCCGGCGCAACGCCCCUGACUUCCUCUCCAAGGCUUCGCAGAAGAAGCGGGAACACGAGAGGCGGAAGAUGUUCCGGGAAGGCAAGCUCAGCGGCCUCGCUGAGACGGAAACGAUGCAGGAGAGCACGGUGUGUGAGUGUGUGUGGGAGAUAGAGGGGGAGAGGGACUUUAAUGGUGAGAGUGAGGUGAGGACGGUGGGGUGUCAGUUCGGUCGGCCGAUGAGUGGUGUGGAUGGGUGUGGGGUGCCGGGAGAUGAGCUGGACAGCCCUGCGUCGAGCAGCAGUGGGUGCGGCACCGACACAGGUAGUGGCUCGACCCGCACCAAGGCGGGGGGGACAGAAGGGGAGGAGUUUUGACGCCAUAUAUUGACUACUACGUGUGAGGUGUGUGUUCGGGGUGAAUCUGUACAGCGUGAUGGCAUGUGUGAUAGACAGACAUCUGUGCCGUGCGUGCAAUACGUGUGUCGACCGUUCGACCAGGGACUCGGAGAAAUCAAUCUUGCAUCGCA